This is a messenger RNA of Alosa alosa (allis shad), 5094 nucleotides long. Its product is annotated as collagen alpha-1(XIV) chain-like. The coding region runs from base 403 to 5079 and encodes 1558 amino acids. Lineage: Eukaryota; Metazoa; Chordata; Actinopteri; Clupeiformes; Clupeidae. The record is from RefSeq and is a predicted model, not a curated record. Gene Ontology annotation, cellular component: interstitial matrix. The transcript is spliced from 41 exons. Gene Ontology annotation, molecular function: protein binding.
UCGGGAGGAAUGCCAAUCCACUAACCAAAUAAGCGAGCAAAAUGGAAAUACCUUUUGUCGUCAAGUAAGGUCAGGUGGUCUACUAAACGUCUUUAGUUCCGGAAUGUCUGUAGGGGUUUUAGAAUUUCUUCGGAGUUGAGCCCUAUGUUAUAAUUGGUUGAGUUUCCCCUCCUCCUAACCGGUGUGAGGAUGAACUGAGCACUCUGAAGGGGAUGGGUGAAUAGCAAAGGACGGAGCACCCACUUGGAUCUUAGAACUGGACAGAGUAAGGGCGUGUGGAAGAGCGUGCUUCAAAAGACUCGGCGUUGUUAUUAUCCACUGGGAAAACCAAGGACAUUGAAAUUAAUGACUGAACAGGUGUGCAGGCAGCAGCAUCACACAGGCACUCACUCGUAGGACAGGAUGCAGGGCGUCAGACUCAGGACAGAGGGCUGGUGUCUGCUGGUCUUCAUGGCACUGCUGGCCUGUACCCCCAGCCCUGCCCAGGGUCAAGUCCCAGCUCCACGCAGACUCCGCUUCAAACUGCUUCCUUCUGGAGGAUUAACCGUAACAUGGAAAGAACCAAAGGGGGAUUAUGAUGGCUAUCGAUUUGUAUAUGACAAUGUUCGAGGUGGAGAGGAGAACGAGCUGUUUGUGCCCAAAGGAGAGAAUAGAGUAGUGCUGAGUGAUAUCAGUCCUGGGAAGCAGUAUGUGGUCAGAGUUUUUGCCAUGAGUGGGAGGAAGCAAAGCAAAGCGCUUCAAGGGAAAUAUCCAGGUAAACAGCGAGAGCCGGAGAGCGAGGACGUUCAGCCCCAGGGCCGCAGGGAGUAUGGCCCUACUGUGGACCUCAAUGAGAUAUCAGGAGCUGACCAGUUUGUAUGCGCAACCUCAUCCAUUGCUGACAUCGUCAUCUUGGUGGACGGCUCCUGGAGCAUCGGCAGACUCAACUUCCGUCUGGUCAGGAAUUUCCUGGAGAGCUUAGUGACUGCUUUUGACGUGGACAUCAACAAGACACGGAUAGGCUUGGCUCAGUACAGUGGAGACCCACGUAUAGAGUGGCACCUCAAUGCCUUCCCAACCAAAGACGCCGUGAUGGACGCUGUGAAGAACCUACCCUACAAAGGAGGCAACACCCUCACAGGCCUGGCCCUCACCUACAUCCAGGAACACAGCUUCAAACCAGAAUCCGGAGCCAGAAGUGGCGUUCCCAAAAUUGGCAUCCUUAUCACUGACGGCAAAUCCCAGGAUGAUGUCAUUCCUCCGGCCCAGAGCCUCCGGGAUGAGGGCAUUGAGCUCUUCGCUAUCGGUGUGAAGAAUGCUGAUGAGAGCGAGCUGCAGUCCAUCGCCUCUCCACCCAUCGACACACACGUGUACAACGUGGCCGACUUCAACAUCAUGAGCUCCAUAGUGGAGGGCCUCACCCGCAUCGUGUGUGAGCGUGUCGAAGAACAGGACAAGGAGAUCAAACGGGACUAUGUGCCCCCAGAGCCGCAGGGUCCUCCCCAGCGCCUGGUCACCUCUGAGGUGGGCCCGCGCAGCUUCCGCGUGUCCUGGUCCCCAGCUCCGGGCAGCGUGCAGAAGUACCGCGUGGUCUACCACGCAACCAGCAGCCCAGCCAACGUAGAGGAGACUGUUGUGGAUGGCAGCGAAAGUUCUGUGCUGCUGACCAACCUUCACGCUCUGACGGAGUACGCCAUCGCUGUGUUCGCCGUCUACGCCAGCGCUAGCAGCGAGGCCCUCCGAGGCAGCCAGACCACCCUGGCCUUACCCAUGGUGGCCGAGAUUGGUCUGGACGAUAUAACCCACAGCAGCAUGCGUGUGCACUGGAGGAGCGUGGAGGGGGCCUCUGGCUACAUGGUCCUGUACACGUCACCCACCCUGGAGGAUGUGGAUAAGACUGAGAUAAGAGUGCCAGAGUCAGUGACGGAUAUUCAGCUGACAGCCCUGAGUCCAGACACAGACUACAUGGUGAAUGUGUACGCCCUGUUCGGAGACGACACCAGCGACCCGAGGACCGGCCAAGAGACCACAUUGCCCCUAUCGCCUCCUCGCAACCUGCGGAUCUUUGACGUGAAGCACAGCUCCGCCAAGCUCAGCUGGGUUCCUGGAGCUAAAGACGCUCAGGGCUACCGCGUUGGAUACGUUGUUACUGGAGGAAUCCAAACAAAUGAGGUGGAGGCCGGACCGGUCACCUCCCUGGUGCUGAAGGACCUGGCUUCCCUGACAGAGUACACUGUUGCUGUCUUUGCCAUCUACGACGCGGGCCAAUCAGAAGCGCUGAGCGGGAGCUUUGUGACCUUGGAAGUGCCCGAGCCGCUGGACCCUGUGACCAGUGACGUGACCCCGGACAGCUUCCGCGUCAGCUGGACGCAUCCCGCUCAGGACGUGCUGCUCUACAAACUCGCCUGGGUCCCACUCGACGGAGGAGACAGCAUGGAGGUGGUUGUGCCUGGUGACAAGGACACGUAUCUGCUAACGGGGCUGGAGCAGCGCACGGAGUACGAGGUGUUCCUCUCGGCCUCCUACAGCGACGAGGUGGAGAGCGAGGCGGUCUCUAUCCUGGAAACCACAAUGGAUAGGUCUACUGUUGCCACACCAACAGAAGAACCUCGUUUUGGUCUGAGUGAAAUUGUUGUGGAUGACGAGACAGCGUCCAGCCUGCGGGUGAGCUGGGAGACAGAGGAUACGAAUGUGGAGAAGUUCAAGGUGUCCUACAGGAGCCAGAGUGGAGAUGUAGGAGAAGAGGUGACGCUGGUUCCAGGUUCCCAGAGGAUUGUGACUCUGCAGCCUCUCCUCUCUGACACGGAGUACAGUGUGACCGUCAUCCCUGUCUACACGGAUGGAGAACACAGCAACUUCGCUCUCUCCUCCAGAGGAAAGACCUACUCGGCAGCGCCCACUAUGACGUCAGUGGGUGAUGAUGAGAACACUCGGUUGCUGUACAAUCUCCAGACUGACACUGAGUACGCCAUCAAGGUCGUCGCCACGUACGCCACUGGCCAGAGUGAGCCCUUGAAGGGCACCGGCAGGACAUUGCGUCUGGCUGUGAGGAGCCUGAGCACGUACCAAGUGCGCAGCUCCAGCAUGUGUGUCCAGUGGCAGCCCCUUGCCCAGGCCUCCCUCUACAGAGUCUCCAUCGAGUCGCCACUCAAUGGGCACCGGCAGGAGGAGAGCGUGGCGGGGAGCGCCUCGCGACACUGCUUCCACAACCUCCUCCCCAACACCCAGUACCAGAUCAGCCACUACAGCCAGCUGCAGGGCAUGGAGGGGCCUGCGGUCACCACCACUGACACCACACUUCCUGCUCCCACACAGCCUCCAACCACACCUCCCACGACCACCCCACCACCCACCAUCCCUCCAGCCAAAGAAGUUUGUAAAGCUGCCAAAGCAGACCUUGUCUUCCUGGUGGAUGGCUCGUGGAGUAUCGGUGAUGACAACUUCCAGAAGAUCAUCCGUUUCCUCUACAGCACAGUCGGAUCUCUGGAUGUGAUUGGUUUAGAAGGAACACAGGUUGCCAUCGCGCAGUUCAGUGACGAUGCCAGAACUGAAUUCAAGCUCAACUCCCACAGUGAUAAACAGUCUUUGCUGGACGCCAUUCAGCGUAUCUCCUAUAAGGGAGGAAACACGAAAACAGGUCGGGCCAUAAAGCACGUGAAAGAGGCCAUCUUCACCGAGGAGGGCGGUCUUAGGAGGGGCGUACCGAAAGUGCUGGUCGUACUCACGGAUGGACGAUCCCAGGACGAUGUCAACAAAGUUUCCAAGGAGAUGCAGCAAGAUGGCUAUAUCAUCUUUGCCAUUGGUUUUGCUGACGCCGAUUAUGGUGAGCUGGUCAAUAUGGCCAGCAAGCCUAGUGAGAGGCACGUGUUCUUCGUGGAUGAUGUGGACGCUGUGAAGAAGAUUGAGGAGCAGCUGAUUACGUUUGUGUGCGAGGCUGCUACUGCUACCUGUCCAUCCCUGCUGAUGAGUGGGAACACGUUGGCAGGGUUCCGCAUGAUGGAGAUGUUCGGCCUAGUGGAGAAGAGCUACAGCAGUGUGCAGGGCGUUUCCAUGGAGCCGGGAACAUUCAACAGCUUCCCCUGCUACCGCUUGCACAAAAACGCACUGAUCUCCCAGCCAACCAGAUAUCUCCACCCUGAAGGCCUUCCCUCAGACUACACCCUCACCAUGCUGUUCCGCCUGCUGUCUGACACCCCGCAGGAGCCCUUUGCAUUGUGGGAGAUUCUCGACAGCGACAGUGAGCCCUUGGUGGGCGUGAUCCUGGACAACGGUGGGAAAACACUGACUUUCUUCAAUCAUGACUACAAGGGAGACUUCCAGGCAGUGACCUUCGACGGCCCCGACAUUAAAAAGAUCUUCCAUGGGAGUUUCCACAAGCUACAUGUGGCCAUCAGCAAGACUGCAGCCAAGGUGGUGGUAGACUGCAAAAUGGCCGGGGAGAAGCCCAUCAACGCUGCUGGCAACAUCACCACAGACGGCGUGGAGAUGCUGGGUCGCAUGGUGCGCUCCCGUCAACGACGAGACGACUCCGCACCGUUCCAGCUCCAGAUGUUUGACAUUGUAUGCAGUACAUCUUGGUCCAGCAGGGACAAAUGCUGUGAGCUUCCAGGCCUGAGGAAAGAGGAAGACUGCCCUGCAAUGCCCCAUGCCUGCACGUGCUCCCAGGACAGCAAGGGCCCCCCUGGUCCAUCAGGUCCACCGGGUGGUCCUGGUAUCAGAGGUAUGCGAGGUAGUCAAGGAGAGCCUGGCAACACGGGAUCUCAAGGGCCAGCAGGAGAGAUGGGUCCCCCUGGCCCACAAGGACCCCCAGGCCCCCAGGGGCCAAGUGGAAUGUCUAUUCAGGGAGCUCCGGGAGCAGCCGGAGAAAGAGGAGAGAAAGGAGAAAUGGGCCCAGCAGGACCACAGGGUGUCCCUGGAUCACCUGGAUCUUCUGGACGCGACGGCCCACCUGGACAGAGGGGUCUACCAGGAAAGGACGGACCACAGGGCAGACAGGGUACAGGUGGACCUAUUGGCACCCCAGGAGCGCCGGGAGCCCCGGGGUCUAAUGGCCCCCCAGGGCCCAUGGGAGAUCCUGGAACAUCUGUGAGUAUACUAUAGAGUCUCUCUGCAGUA